Messenger RNA from Medicago truncatula (barrel medic), 1409 nucleotides. RefSeq lists its product as uncharacterized. NCBI's taxonomy places the organism in Eukaryota, Viridiplantae, Streptophyta, Magnoliopsida, Fabales, Fabaceae. The transcript has a single exon. The record is from RefSeq and is a predicted model, not a curated record. The coding region runs from base 124 to 1179 and encodes 351 amino acids.
CUUUUGAACUUUGUGCCUCAAAAUUUUAGUGUAAGGGGAAAAAAACUUGUGACUCUAUAUACACCAACUUUGUUACAUACAUAACCACAUAUAAAUAUAUCAAGAAACCAAAGAAGGAUUGUGAUGGAAUUAGAACAAGACCAUGAUCUCUCUAGUGCUUACAUUCGAAGUUUGGUGAAACAAAUAACAACCACAAAACCAAAAGAAACCAUGAACCCUAUCAAAGAUUGUGUUUUUGAUGGUAGUGAUUCUCCAAGACAACAAAGUUUAAGAAAACAUGUCAAAGUUCAACACCAACAUCACAAAAAACAAGUUAGAAGAAGGCUUCAUACUAGUAGACCUUAUCAAGAAAGACUUCUAAAUAUGGCUGAGGCUAGAAAAGAAAUUGUAACUGCCUUGAAGUUUCAUAGAGCAGCUAUGAAACAAGCUAGUGAGGAAGAGCAACAACAAAAGCAUCAACAACAAGUUGAAGAAGAAUCAUUAUUAAUAGUGUCUUCUAACCAACUUUCACAUGUUUUAAGUUUUGACAUUGAGAAGGAUUUAAGUUUCAAUUCUAGGAUAAAUCCUAGGAUUUAUCCAUCAUGCAAUGACAAAUUUUCAAAUGAUUUUUCCUAUUCUUCUUUUUCUCAUCCUUCACUUUCACUUCCACACUUCCACACAUGGCCUAUUUCUCCAUCAUUUUCUCCAACCCUUUUGGAUGAAAAUUUAAAUUUUACCCUCCCAAAUCAAACUUUAGGAUUGAACCUUAGUUUACAUGAUUUCAACAAUUUAGAUGACACCCUUUUACUUAACAACAACAAUAAUGAUAAUUCUUCAUUUUGUUCUUACUCAUCUCAAACAUCAUCAUUUCCUUCACUUUCUCUACCAAAUGAUCAUGAAGUUCCUUCAAUUAAUAAAGUAUCACAUGAAGAAGGUGUGACUUUAGAGGUUGAUACCAUUGAAUCAAGGGUUACAACUAAGGUCGACGAAGGAGAAUGUCAUUCAGCCGUGGAUGAUAAACUUAUGGAAGAAAUGAGAUCAUUAGGAGAACAAUAUCAAAUGGAAUGGAAUGAUACUAUGAAUUUGGUUACAUCAACUUUGUGGUUAAAUUUCUUGAAGAAAAUGGAACAUGAUGCAUAUACAACACAAGAGGAUGAUGCAUGUCAUGUCUUUGAAUCAUGGAAUUUCCAACUUGGUUGAAUAGACAAGAAGAAAUCUGUUUAGAACAGUGGUCACAUGAUCACUUCAUAUAUCUCAACUUACCUUGGUAAGUUCAACAAAAAUUUCAUAACUUUUGAAAAUGAAAUUUUAUUUAAAAAAGUUCUUUUUGGUUGUACUUUUGUACCUAUCAAAAUAAAAGGUACAUGACAAUAUGUGCACCUUUGUUUAAAUUUUCUUGUAACAUAGCCAUAAAACUUUAAGUAAAUUUU